AUGCCCGGGGCAUGCAACAACCUCAACGUCCUAGCAAAGUCCCCGUUGUUUGACGAGCUUACUGCCGGUCGAGCACCAAAGAUCCAAUUCCAAGUGAACAAUAGAGUUCAUAAAUUGGGUUACUAUCUCGCCGAUGAAAUAUAUCCUAGGUGGGCGACUUUCGUGAAGACCAUUCCAAACCCCACACGACCCAAGGAAAUUACAUUUGCCAAGGCUCAAGAGGGAUAUAGGAAAGACGUGGAGAGGUGUUUUGGUAUUUUACAACCACGCUUCGGAAUUGUUAGAGGAGAUGCUCGGGGGUGGGAUAAAAAGGAUCUCCGAUAUAUUAUGUUGGUUUGUAUUAUCUUACACAACAUGAUAGUUGAGGACGAACGCCUUGAAAAUACCGAUGAGGAUUUAGAGUUUGACGAAGAAGAGGACAACAAUAUGAGGCCAAAGAUAACAGAAGUUUGGGAUGGACCUACUAGGCAAGAUUUUGAGGAAGUUGGUAGAGAUGCUCAUACUUUUGAAGGUUUCGUGGAGCAGUACAAUGAAAUUAGAAAUCAGUACAAUGAAAUUAGAAAUCAGUACGAUCACUCAAACCUUCAAGAAGAUCUUAUCGAGCAUUUAUGGGAAGUGCAAGGCAACAUGGAUAUCUAG
This is a messenger RNA of Fragaria vesca subsp. vesca, 639 nucleotides long. RefSeq lists its product as uncharacterized. The record is from RefSeq and is a predicted model, not a curated record. NCBI's taxonomy places the organism in Eukaryota, Viridiplantae, Streptophyta, Magnoliopsida, Rosales, Rosaceae. The transcript has a single exon. The coding region runs from base 1 to 639 and encodes 212 amino acids.